UGCGCCCAUAAGUCUUCCCCUGACACGGUUCAUAUGUGCGGAUGAUUUUAUUAUUUUUUUCAUAACAACAUUUUAAAUUGGCUAGAUUUGUUUGCUAACUUGCAUGUGCUCUUCUUUGCAAGUGAUAGAUCUAAAGGUGACAAGUGCAGUGACAGGUAAUAAAUUGAAUACGGUGUGCAGUCCCUAAGACAAGACGAGCCUUAGUGGUCGUCGGCUGCUGGUUUGUUUACGAUGCAUCUGCGGCGACCCACACUUUCCUUCUCUCGCCUCUUGUGGACCUGUCUUAGUGGUAGUGCGACGCCUACGCCUCCUUCACGUACCUACAUAACACGGGCAUACACUACGACAGUGUCUCAGCACAAAGAUGUGGACGAGAGUAUCAGCAAAAAACUGGAGACCGGCAAAAGUGGAGGCGAGGGUGAUGGUGGGGGACUGAAUCUCUCCACUGAUUCGGCCUUGCGGCGCCUGGUGACCUCGCUGUCCACCGAGCAGCAGACUGUUCUCCUCACCGAACUCCACAGAAUCCAGGCAGAAUCUGCCAGGAAGAAGGCCGAAGAGAAGCUUGCAUCCUGGCGGUGGAGGUCUCGUUUUGGGCGGCCUGCAUCCCUGCACUCCCCACAGCCUGAUCCAACAGGCACCUACUGUGCCAUCCCAGAAGAAUGGCUGCGAAAGAAAGCUGCUGAGAAGAACAGAACCUCAAAACUCACUGCUGCACAGCUCAGACAGUUGGCUGUCCACAACGCUCUGCCUUUCAUUGGCUUUGGCUUCCUCGAUAAUCUAAUCAUGAUAGUUGCUGGUGACUACAUUGACCUCACUAUUGGCACUGGUCUGGGCAUCAGCACCAUGGCAGCAGCAGCAUUAGGCAACACAGUUAGUGACUUAGCAGGCAUUGGAUCUGCAUGGUAUGUGGAGAACAUUGCUGUCAAAACUGGGAUCAAGCCACCAGAGUUGAGUCCUGAACAACUGGAGGGCAUGGCAGCACGGUGGUCAGCUAACAUGGGUCGUGGUUUGGGAGUGGUGCUUGGGUGCCUCCUUGGGAUGUUUCCAUUAUUCUUCUUAUCUAACCAUGAGGAAGACAAGAAGGUGUUGGUUUUACCUAACCAUGAGGAGAACGAGAAGGUGCCAUCAUUGUCUGACCAUAAGGAGGACAAGAAAGUGCUGGUAGAUGACUGAACUCUACUAUGUCAUUAUUGUUGUGCAGUUGUAUCCUAGGUGCUGUGAGGAUUUGCAGGUUCCUUAGCUCCAUCUCUAUUCCAAGUGGACACACUAGAAGACUAAUGAUGCAUUGCUGAUUAUCUGCCAGAUUUAUGAUUAGCUGUGUUUUUGUUAGUACAAACAUUUCAAUUCAAACUGCUAUGUUAUAUUGGAUUCAAGUGCCACUUGAUGUAUCCAUACAUGUAGCUAAGGAUUUGAGGCCCAAGUCAGUAGGUAGGUGGAUGCCACAACCUUGUGAUAGCCUGACUACCUACAUAUAAUAUUUGAGGUUAUAGUUACUCUUCAGGCCUGCUUUUCUCAUGGAGCAAUGUGUUAUUGUUAUUUCUCUGAAUCGAAAGAUGCUGUUGAAGAAUCUAAGUUUUUCCCUAUUUUCUAUUAUUUAAUGUAACAAAGACAUAACAUAAAGUAAGUUCUCACAUUGUGUGAAACCAGUGCUUAUGCAGCUCAAUGUAUUUCUAGAUGUAGUUGUUACUGUUAUGAAAAUUCACCUUCAGUUUUAGUUUUUGUGCCACCAUGGCUGCUCUCAGAGUGAUUGUUCAGCAGAAGAAUGAUUGUGUAAUGAUUGCAUGGAUGUAUGAAAAGCAGCACUUUUUGGCAGCAAGGUUUAACCCCUCAACUGGUGUAGCUAUAUUGUACCCAACAGGCAUUCUCACUUAUACAUUUAAAUACAAUUUUAUGUUAUUUAAAGUUCAAAUGUAUGUUCAUUAGAAUUUUACCUCAUGAUGUUAAUAGACAUCUUGGAUACAGGUGCUAGUAGUCAGAUGCAAUAGUUUAGAGCUGUACUAAGUCAGUAUUUAUGGUUGCUUAUUCAUGGCAUGGAGAGGCUUAAUUGAAAUGUUGAGAAAUUAGCAUAAAGUUUUAGAUAACCACUUUAUUGGCAAUGUUGAUAAUAUUUACUUUUCACUAUUACUUGAAUCAGGUUUAGGAGUUGGGACCCUAAGUUUAAGAGGAUAAAGCAAAUUUAUUGGAAUUACUAACACAGUAAUCCUUAGUUAGAACUGUGAUACUCGUAUAACAGACACCACUUCAAUGGACUAAACAUACUAACUCAAAGUUAAAUCAGAGAUUUUAAGGAGCUAACAUUUUUUAGUAAAUUGUUGGCUGUAACACAGUAUUUUAUAUAAUUUAAUCAUGAAAUAUCACUUCAAAUAGAUUUCAGGUUCAGUUACUAUCUUUGGUAAAUACUGUCUGAGAGGCAGUUGAGGUGACUGAUGUUGGUCAUAUCCUGGCAGAAGCACAUGGGUGGCAAUCAGUUUGCAAAGGCUUGCAUUAUCUCUCUCUUCUCUUCAUGUCAAUCUAACAUAACAUGUAUUUGGUAGGGUGAUUUCAUAGAAUAUCCCUUGAAUGCAUGCCCAUUGCAUUGAAAUCAGGUAUUGUACAACUGUAAAUGUAAAAUAAGAUGGCUUGCCUAAAUUCUUUGGGCAUGACUUUAUAAGGAGUCCGUUCCAGAAAAAAAUAUAAAUUUUGAAGUUGCAUUUAUAUCACCUGUAUGGUAGGAAUAGGCUUGAGUAGAAAAUAGAAAAUCAAGGGUUCCAAUUUUGUAUGUGAUUAAGAUCAUUAAAAAAUCAUUUAAAAGAAAAACUGACCUGGGCAGAUAGGCAAUAAGGCUGAGUAAGUGUCAAUCCCACAUUAAUGGUGUUGUUGAAUAUAGUAUCAUUCACUUUCAACAUUCCAAGUCUGGAGUUGUCCCCAUAUAGUUUCAAUUUAGCUAUCAGCAUUUAUGACAUGAAUUAAUUUUUAUUGCAAGGCUUACCCCUACCAUAACCUAAGUAGAAAACAACAAAACAGCUCCUGUGAGCCACAUGCCUUGCAGAAAAAACAGGACCAAGAGUAUUUGGGUUAGAACACUGUAUGACACCAUUUGCAGGAAAUUAGGUGAUAUAUUUUAUUGAUAAGGGUAAACAGUGAAAAUAACUUUUCACUUCACUAAUGAAUAAAUGCAUUGUUGAAUUUUGUUAAAAACACAAACCCACUGGUUUCCAUAGGCCAUGCCUUAACUACAAUCAACCUCCCAUAUUGUAUCUAGUUAUCUGUUAAUGUAAACACAUCACGAGAGUUCAGUGCAAAACUUAUCCUUUUAAAAUCUCCUCUGUAAAUUUUACUAAUGUAUGUCUCUGAUACACCCUUGUAAUAUCUUUACCUGUGUGAGAAUAGCUAGAUGUGUUGUAACCGCUAAGAAUUGCUGUGAAAUGCCCUUGCUUCACAUGGUUAUGGCUGUAAUCAAGAAUGUAUCUGAGAUGACAAACACCAUCUUGCAUGUAGUGUGACUUAUGACUUGCUGUCUUGAAUAGUAAUUUUAAAAGAAGCUGAUGAAUCUCCUAAAUGAAUAUCCCUUGAUACAGAGAGUAAAGCUCCCAGGAAAAGUUCAAUAUGCAAGUUAGAAGCAAUAUGUGAAUGGUGAAGGCAAGUUUGGGUUUAAAAAUCUUCACAGUAUCAAAUGAAGGUGAAGAUUUUCUCAGAUCAUUAGUUUAGAUCCCACAAAAUUAGUUUAUAAUACAUCAGACUUUCCAGAGUAAUGUACCUGCUUUGGAAUUGAUAAUCUGUUAUAAUGGAUAACAGUAUCAAAUGAAGGUGAAAAUUAUUUCUCAGAUCAUUAGUUUAGAUCCCACAAAAUUAGUUUGCAAUACAUCAGACUUUCCAGAAUAAUGUACCUGCUUUGGAAUUGAUAAUCUGUUAUGUUAAUGGAGGAUUAUUGAAGAGAUGUCCAGGGGUUCCUGGUAGUGGAAUGUAGUGGAAGGAAUUGUGGUGUCUGUCACCCUUGGCUGACUCUAGUCCAUUGAGUGUUAACAUGUUUUAAUCGCAUGCCUAGUUUCAUGACAAGGUUUGUGCUAUAUUGCAAAGCUCUCUUUUAGUAGAACUAUUUUAUACUGAGCAUUUAGGCAUGCCAUCAAACCUACCUGUACCACACCUAAGAUGAUUUGAGAAUACCCUUGCCUUCAAUUAAAUGGCCUCUAUUUUUUUUUUUUUUUUUUUCUUUCCUCCAGAUAAGUUCUUUGUUACUACUUUGAAGCAUAGGAGGAUGUGCAGCAGGUGUGGAAAGGAAGGUUUCCAUGGUUAAUGGUGACCAGAGAAAGUGACCUCAGUCUCCUUCCUUCACCUAGCUGGUGGUGAGUGGCCAUAACCAGUCACUGUAUGACAUAGACAGUGUCAGAAAGCAGUAUUGUCAUGUGUUGUGGUAUAUACAUUAAAAUUAUUGCCAUUAUCCUCAAAGAAAUGAAACAUUCAUAAUAUUUUUAAUCUUUAUCAAAGAAAUGGAUGUCCUCAGAUUUAUAUUGAAACAAUAACUAAUGUAUCAGGCAAGAGAGGAGUAUUGUGACUGAUGUGGCAGAGUGGUGGACAGGAGAAUCCCCACAGGGGGUAUGCUUAAACACUCGGUAUGAAAUAAUUUUAUUAUAACUUGCAGCUGGUGGACGGGUUUCUUACCACCAUUACAUUUAUCCGUCAUGGAGCAUUUGCAUAUAUAGUACUCAUGAUUUUAAUAUUUGUUUGAAUUUUAUAAGAAUUUAUUGUUGUAUUAAACAUUUCUUAGUGUGAUACUUAGUUUUCUAGAAGUUUUAAUGUAGAUGAAUGUUAUGUAGAUGAGUUAUUUGAUAUUGUUAUUUGCAUGUCUAUAUAAUUAUAAAUAUUCAUUUGUCUGUUGUAUUGUCAGUCCAGUUAUCUGCAGAGUCACUUUCUUUAAGAACAUAGUCAUUUCAAUUGUAGGUGUAGAUUACUAUCACCUAAGAAUACUUACUGAGGACCAGUUACAAUUAUAUACAUACAAAAAGAAAAAUCUUGCAUUUUUAGAAACAUUUACAUACCAAGUGUCAAGUCAUUUAUAAAAGUUAACAAAUGUCUUAGUUAAUUCAGUUAAAAAGUAGAUAUUUUUCUAAAAUUGUAGUGGCCAAGAUGAGGAUAUUUUACAGUGCGACAACAGAAAUGCACUUUAAUGAAGUCUUGUUGUAAAGGAAUUUUUAAACAGGUUUUUAUGAGCGUGUAUGUUGAGUUGAUUGAUGAAAGCAAACCUAUUAUCUGGUCAGACAUUUAUCAAGACUGUAACAUAAACUAAGGUUUUCUUAAGUGUAUCACUGUAAAAUAUAUUACUUUGUCAAGGUAUUCAAUUUUCUCUAUUGCGCAGUUUUUCUGAUCCUUAAAUUUAGAUAACAAUUAUUGAAGGAAACAUAAGAAAACAUGAUAUAAAUUUGAUAUUGUACAUCAGCACCAUUUAAAUGUAACUGAAUACAAAUAUUAGAAAAGCAUUUCCAGGAGUUAAGAAACAUUUAGAUUACCCUCAUUAUAAUCCUCAUCAUAGUCGUGAUCAUCAUUGUCAUAACUGGAUGGUAUGCAGGAUAGGGAUGAAAACAGAGUUGUGUUUUAUUUUGCUUUAAUAAGGCUAUUUGUUAUGCCUUAACUAAUCACAAACUAUUAUUCUUGCUAACAGAGAAAAAAAUAGCUUCGUGCAUGUAUAUUAAAUAUUCUAAUAAGUUUGUGUGAUGAAUGUACAAUAGCCUUUAUUUUUUAAACAGACGAGAUUAAUUACAUAAAAUUACAGAGAGAUGAAUUAUAUCGUGCAAGAAUGGUGAAGCUACAUGUUAUGAAUUUGGAAGGUUGUGGUGAUGAUAAAGUGUGAGGACAAGAUAUUAUUACUCAUAGAAAAGAGGAAAUUAUGGGAGGCAUCUGGAGUCUUUUGUUGCCAUUGCUCAAGGAAGGAUAUCCAGUAUUAUUUACAUUAUUGAGAGAAGUUUUGGAGUAUGACCUUUCAAAUAAGUAUUGAGAUUAGUAUAUGUAUUUGUCUUGUUAUCCUAUUAAUGUAUUAGAAUAUUGUAUCUACCUACUUGAAAUUAGCAGCCCUUAAGUAGGGAGGGGCAUCUCUUCAUAAAUUUAAUUUUAAUUUGAGAUGAUUGAAAAAUUGGUUUUAUAGUGGAAGGUUUCAAUUAUUGUAAUACUUUCAAUAAAUAGUAGAUAAUACUGCUGUAUGGUAUAUAAAUUCUAUAGAACCAAUAAAAUUUAUGUUGCUUU
Scylla paramamosain (green mud crab) is the source of this 6213-nucleotide messenger RNA. RefSeq names its product transmembrane protein 65-like. Gene Ontology annotation, cellular component: mitochondrion. The record is from RefSeq and is a predicted model, not a curated record. Lineage: Eukaryota; Metazoa; Arthropoda; Malacostraca; Decapoda; Portunidae. Bases 232 to 1173 code for a protein of 313 amino acids. The transcript has 6 exons.